AUGCCUGCGAUAGAAAUCAGUGAGAUACAAGCCAAAUUGGCAGCUGGUUUUAAACUAACACAACAAGCCAAUGGCAAAGACUUAGUUCUGGUGAUCGGUAAUACUGGUGUGGGUAAAAGCACCUUUCUUAACUAUAUGUUGGGGCAUACAAUGCGUGAAAAUGAAGAAUUAGAUGUGAUAGAGGCCGUAGAGACGUCUGCCUUACACAUUGGCCAUGAGAUGCGUUCAGAGACUUUAUACGCACGGCCGGUUGUGAGUCAAGACUAUCCUUGGGUUUUUACCGACUGUCCGGGAUUUUUGGAUAACAGAAUAACCAAUGAUACAAUUGUGACUUCUAUUAGUAUGGAAUUAGCGAUUCGUAGUGCAAAUCAGGUCAAAGGAAUUAUUAUCUUGAUGGAUGCAACUGAGUUUUUGAAUAGUAGAUUGAGUACUUUAAGUCCAUUGAUGAAGAUAUUGAUUAAAUUGUUUAGAGAUCCAGUUGAAAUGUUAAAGUAUUCUGUAAUUGGUGUGACCAAAACGGAUAAGAUGAAAGGUGGAAAAACAAAAUCUAAAAGAAUGAUGGUGCAAGCUUUUGGUAAAAUCAAAGAAGAAUGUCAGAGAAAAAUACAGACUCUUCAGUCAGAAUUUGAAAGACAAGGUCAUAAAGCUUUCUUUUCUAUAGGGAGUGAGAAUAAAGAGGAAAGCGAUCUGAGAGAAUUAACUGUUAGCGACUAUAAAGUGAUGACAGAAUAUAUCAGUGCAGUACUUAGACGACAAGAUGAGAUCGUUUUUAUUGAUGUUCUUGAUGACGGCGAUUCAAAGCAACACAUUAUUGAUCGUAUUCAUGCAAUUAGGCCGAGAACUGAAGCUCAAACGGGCCACUCACUACAGGAUACUCUUCCAACUGCGUUAUCAGCAUCCGCUGAAUACUUGCAGCUAGAUACUUUAUCGCUACGGCCUAUUACAGUAGCAGAUUUUAAUUUUGAGCAUUAUGAUGUAAAUAGAAGACACUUUAAUCUUGCUAUUUAUGAUUUUGCUAGUGAAGGUAGCCGAUUAAUUGGUGCGAUCAUAGGGGUAGCAAAUCAACUGAAACGCAUGAUCGAUAUGUGGCAAGACAACAAAAUUAGAAUGGCGGCAUUGAAUAAACUAAAAUCAGAGUUACAAAAUUAUAUCUCUGUUUCUGAAGGCCCAAGGAAAUUAUUGAAUACCUGGUCAGAAAUGCUUUCAGAAAAUGCUCAAUCCAUUCAAUCAGCGCAAGAAGAUAUUCAUUCGAUUAAAAAUCAGAUAAAAAAGCAUGAACAAGAAUUGAAUGAAGUUAAUACUGAUAAACCCAUAAAAUUUGCGGAAAAAAUAUAUCUCAAAAAAGAGUGGUAUUGGACCCACCAUAAGGAACUCUUCAAGUUUGAUACUGAAAAUGAAUCAGUACCAAUAGUCGAUGUAGACAAACACAUAGGUAAUGGUUGCUGGUGUUAUACGAAAGAUGAAAGAAAAAAAGGCCGAUAUAAAUCGUUAUAUCUAUCAGACUGGCUGGCGUACGGGGAUGCUAGAAUAACUGUUUACAUUGCUUCUAAGGAUGAAGAAGGCAACCGUAAGCUCGUUAGAGAUCUUCAGACAGAAAUUCAUCGAUCUGGAGAACUCUUGGCUGAGAUACAAGCUAAUCUAUCGUUGCUUGAAGAAUCUAAAGAUCGUUUAUUAUCCAGUAUAAAAUCGAUGGAAAAUGUAGUUCAGGAAGAAGUAGAAAAGGAUCGAGCUGAUAAAAUGUUGCAAUGUGAUGGAGAAAUUGAGCAGUUAUCUGCUCGUAUGACAGAAAAUCGAAAGCAGAUAAAAAUGACUAAAGCAAAGGCUUUAAAAUUAUUGAAAAAAUUUUGUGAUGAUUCUGAAUCUUUAAAUAUCCAUAAAAAAUUUAAAAUUGUCAAAAGUAUUAAUGAGUUACUACAACUACCAGGCACUUUAGUGGAUAAAUUCAUUGAACGUUAUGAGGGGUUUAAAGCUGAGUUUAAAACCAUACAAAAAUGUUUUCGGAUAGACUUAGAUAAGGAAGAUUUGAGCCAAUUUUCGCAAGAUAAUUCAACGGAUCAAUUAGAUAGAGCUAUAAAUAGAAAAGAUCCAAUAAGUGGUAAAUGGAUUAGGACGCUGGUAGUAACAAAAGCAGGAACAGGAUUUGAAUUAUCUUCCUUAGUGGAGCAAUUUCCUGAGAAUUGUAUAGGGAGCGUUUUUGAAUUUAUUCAUCCUACUGGUAAAAAAGAGCGCAUUUUUUAUGGUGAUUGGACUAUCAUGUCUGAAUGGCCCGCACUUACAGGGCAAGAAGAGAGAUUUUCUCAAGCCGAUCAAGUACUUGGUAUGUCAUCGAAUGAUCCACUGGAAUUGAUCAAAGUGAAAAAGAGUGUAGAGGAAGAGAUAGAGUUGUUAGUGCAAGGUAUUCAAGAGCAAGAAGAGGAACUCUUUGCAAAGCGAGAUCAGUUAAAAAAAAUCACCGAACGUCUUAAAGGGCUUGGCUUUUUACUUUCAGUAGAUGAAACCGAAGAGACUAGUUCCAUUGAUAGUAGUUUUAUCCAAAUAGAUGCUAUAGAUACUUCCUUUAUUCCUGAUGUUAGCGCAUAA
This is a messenger RNA of Trichoplax adhaerens, 2580 nucleotides long. RefSeq lists its product as uncharacterized. Bases 1 to 2580 code for a protein of 859 amino acids. The record is from RefSeq and is a predicted model, not a curated record. The transcript has a single exon. Gene Ontology annotation, molecular function: GTP binding. Lineage: Eukaryota; Metazoa; Placozoa; Uniplacotomia; Trichoplacea; Trichoplacidae.